Molecule: messenger RNA, 955 nt
Organism: Daphnia pulex (common water flea)
Lineage: Eukaryota; Metazoa; Arthropoda; Branchiopoda; Diplostraca; Daphniidae
Product: V-type proton ATPase subunit D-like
Exons: 5
Coding region: 119-853 (244 amino acids)
Cellular component (GO): proton-transporting V-type ATPase complex
Molecular function (GO): proton-transporting ATPase activity, rotational mechanism
Source: RefSeq, a predicted model, not a curated record
GGAGAAUAUCAUGUGACUUAUGGGCGAUCACAAGGCAUUCGGAUCCCCAUAUUUCUCUUUUGUCAGCUGAGGGGAGGCUAAAGUCAGAAACACAAGUGAUAUCCAAGAGUAAGCAGCUAUGUCUGGAAAGGAUAAGAUUGCUAUUUUUCCGUCUCGAGGUGCCCAGACAGGCAUGAAGGCUCGCCUGAAGGGUGCCGAAACGGGCCACAGGCUUCUGAAGAAGAAAGCUGAUGCUAUGCAACUACGAUUUCGUUCCAUCUUGAAAAAAAUCAUCGAGACGAAAGAAAUGGUUGGCGAUGUGAUGAAAGAAGCGGCCUUCUCUCUUGCUGAAGUCAAAUUCCAGACAGGAGACAUUAACCAGUACGUGCUGCAGAAUGUUUCCACAGCUCAAGUACGAGUAUCGUCCAGGAAGGACAAUGUGGCCGGUGUCAACCUACCCGUCUUUGAGAGUAUGAUCGACGGAGCUGAUCGCUACGAGUUGACUGGAAUCGCUCGCGGUGGCCAGCAAUUGACCAAGAUGAAGAAAUGCUACCAACAAGCUGUCAAAUUACUAGUGGAUUUGGCUUCCAUGCAAACGUCUUUCAUCACUCUAGAUACAGCCAUUAAAAUCACUAAUAGGCGUGUCAAUGCUAUCGAACAUGUAAUUAUCCCGAAAAUCGAGCGGACACUAGCCUACAUCAUCUCCGAACUGGACGAACUUGAGCGCGAAGAAUUCUAUCGACUAAAAAAGAUUCAAGAUAAGAAGAAGAUUGCCCGCGGUAAAGCCGAAGCCGCAAAAGCCGCUUACCGUCUUAAGAACCAGCCCGAUCCAGCAAGUCUGAUUGAAGAGCAAGACGAUGAUAUCAUGUUCUAAAAAAACAUAAAUUGUUAAAAUAUUAUUUCAAUUUGAAACGGCACGGUUUGUAAAACUAUUAAGUAGAAUCAUAACAAUAUACUAAAAUUGAGGAGUCACUAA